AUGACAUCGGAACAAAAAGAUAGAAUUUGUAAUGGUAUUGAUACUCAAAUGAUGAUUGAAAAAUUCCAACAACAAGAACAAUCAAAAUCAACAAAUCUAACAUUGGAACAACAAACAAUCAGUGAUUCAAAUGGAAAUAAUCAAAAUGAUGAUAAUUGGAAAUCUGUUCAAACUCGUAGAAAUAUUAAUAAUAAAAAAAAGAUCAUUGGAAAUAAUAUUAUUGAUCAUAGUAUACAAUCUAAGGUGUUAUCUAAGUCAAGUCCAAUUCAUUAUCCAUCCAAUCAAAACCAAAUCUCUUCUUAUUCUCAUAGCAAUCAACAUCAAACAAAUAAAAGUGUAAAUCGAUUAUCAAUAACUAAUUAUGCAUUAGAUUAUGCUUCUAAUUACCACUUUCCACCAAUUAAAUUGGAAUGUUAUCCAAAAAUUACUGAAAGAAAAGAAGGUACAAGGUUGAUUAAUGAUUUAAUUAAGACCAUUACACCUGGUUUUCUCACUCAAAAUCCUUGUUUUUCAAACGAUAUUUUUGUUGAUCUCUGGUGGAUUAAUCCUGAAGGAAACAUCCAAUUGAUUAUUAAAUCAACUGAUCUUUAUGUUUACCUAUGUAAAAAAGAUCGUUAUCCAAAUCAAAUAAAUAAUGUUAAAAUUAAUCCAAUUCCUCCUAAUCAUUUACCACCUCAACACACGGUGAUAAUUAAAUGGGUUAAUAAUUCAUUCAUAGAUGAUGAUAUUCGUGAUGAAUUAAACAUGAAAUUUGAAAGUAUAUUCCUCAUCGAAUCAAUGCAUGGAACUAUGAAUGAAAAAAAUCGUCACAUGAAAGUGGAAAUAUUAGAAAAAAAAGAAUAUAUUAAAAUAUUGAAUAGUGGAAAAAUUAAUUUAGGAGGACAAUUAUAUUCUGUCGACGAAUAUCUUCCAUCUCCACGAAUUUUAAUUUGCAAUCGUUGUAACCUUCCCGGUCAUACAAAAAAGUCUUGUCGAAAUUCAGAUGUUGAUAUAUGUCGUAGAUGUGGUAAACCAAGAACAAACAUUAAAGAACAGAUGGAUUGUGAAAUUAAAUGUCAUCAUUGUCAAGAAAAACAUUUAGCCAAUGAUUAUAAAUGUAAAAUCAUUGAUAAAUAUCGACGUGAAUUGAUUGAUGAGCUUAAGAAACAUCCAGAAAGAAUGCCAGCUGAAGUUCAAUUGUUUAUUCCAACUGAAUACCGUUCUGAUGAUCGUAAAAAGAUGAUUUAUAAUGAAAAAGCUUACCAGCAAUAUCAAUGUAUACAGCAACAACAACAUUACAAUAAAAUUGAUGAAAUUGGAUGGCCUUUAUUGAAAACAAAUAAUUCUUCAACAUCAACAUCUGCUGUUUCAACCGACAUUUGUAUGGCAAUUAAAAACUUAUCUGAAGAAUUGAAAGAAGAAAAGAAGAGAUUUGAGAUUGCACAAAAACAAAUUGAAGAUAAAUAUAAAAAUAUUGUUCAAUCAACGAAUCAAGUUUUGCUUUUGGUUAAACAAGUACAACAAACACAAGAAACAACAAUUUCUACUAUGAGUAAAGUAUUAAAUCAAGUUCUUGUUCCUGUAUGUAGCAAAUCACUAGAGAAUUUAGAAUUAGUUAUUACAAAAUUAAAAACACGUGUAAGAAAUAUUGAACUUGAUGAUGUGAUUGAAUUAAUAAAUAAUCAAAUAUCCUACAUAAAUGAAGCGUAUAAAGAAUUUGAUCGUCAUCAAGAAGAAUUGAAAAUGAUUUCUGACAAACAAAAUGAAACUAUGGCAACAGCUAUGGACAAUAUGCUUCAACUCAUAAAUGGAUAA
This is a messenger RNA of Rotaria sp. Silwood1, 1794 nucleotides long. Lineage: Eukaryota; Metazoa; Rotifera; Eurotatoria; Philodinida; Philodinidae. The record is from the annotation of a GenBank genome assembly.